CCAUUAUUUUGAGGCCAACAGAGAACUACAACUCCCAUGUUUUUAAAGGGCGCGUCAUAUCCAAUCACGAGUUGACACUGUGUGACCACAGUUCCUGGUUACGGGCAGAGAGAGAGUGGCUAUAUACGAGCUCCAAUUUAAAGAUCUGUUAUUUCAAUAGGUGCUGAAAACUGUUGACCAUGAUCGACGUGCGAGGCUGGGCGGAGUACGUGGUGGAGUGGGCUGCCAAAGACCCCUACGGUUUCCUCACGACGGUCAUACUGGCUCUCACACCCCUCUUCAUUGCCAGUGCGCUGUUGUCGUGGAAACUGGCCAAGAUGAUUGAAGCCCGGGACAAAGAGCAGAAGAAAAAGCAGAAACGUCAGGAGAAUAUUGCAAAGGCCAAGAGGGCCAAGAAAGACUGAGCCUCUGAGAAGGGCACGGAGGGAUAAGCAAUAGGAGGGAGCUAAAUGGCCUGGCCCACGGCUGUAUUUCCCUCCCAAGUCUUUCUGCCCCCCAGGACUCAGCCCCACUACCAUUGCAGGCCCACAAGGCAGCUUUUGUGGGAGAAGAAGAGGAAAAAUGCCCACAGGGCCCCAGGGCUGACAGACAAUACUGCAGGGACGUGGCGCCUCCUCCUCUCUAUGGGACUCUUGGUAGCAAGAGCACAGUGGUCAUCUGUAUAAUUUGUUUCUGUGCAGAGAUUCACUUUACAUUGCAGCUGUUGCAUCACCUUGCAUUCCCUUUUUACCAUUGAUUUUGUUGAUUUGAUUGCAUAGAAACUCGACUGGAAAUGUCAUUUUCUUCCAAAUUGAAAGUAUUAUUACCAAGUGAUUUUAAUAAAGUGCUGGUGGGUUAUAGUUAUCUCUGGGCAUUUAAAUAUAGAAGUGGAUUACAAUAACAUCCAAGUGUCUUUCAUUGUAAAACGUUUAGUCUCUAGCACCUUGUUGUGAAGUUAAUUAAGGAGCCCUGAAAUUAUGCUACUGGUGCAAGCCAUGAAAACCCCCCACCACUGAGCAAGACUGAUUAUUUUAUCUAUUCCAUCACCCUUUUUUUUUAUCAGAUCUUUCAUUCCGAUUUGUAAUCAAGUGAAGUAAUUUUCUCUUAAGAAAUUCAUUCAAUGACCACUGGAGCUGUAGUAAGAUAAUAUUCAGUUAAUUUAUCUAUAUAUAUAUAUUUUCAUUUACUGUUUUACCACCAGGUUUGAGUGUGUAGCUAUUUCUAAAUCUACCCUGCCCUGUGACGGUGACAAAUGGAUAGAAUUUAGUAUUUAAUAGAAAUUGGCCAUCACAAGUUAUGAUGUAGUGAUGACAAGUGAUGUCUUUAAUAUUCUUGCUUUAUCCAAGAAAGCCAAGAAAGUUCAUUUUUAGAGUGAUCCAUUAACCAACUAUUUGAACUUCAGAAGCAUCAAGCAGCACAUUUAUGGUAAUGUUCUUGAUAAAUGAACAAUGAUUUAUUUU
Messenger RNA from Gadus morhua (Atlantic cod), 1439 nucleotides. It is a transcript of the gene smim15, whose product is annotated as small integral membrane protein 15. NCBI's taxonomy places the organism in Eukaryota, Metazoa, Chordata, Actinopteri, Gadiformes, Gadidae. The record is from RefSeq and is a predicted model, not a curated record. The transcript is spliced from 2 exons. Bases 180 to 404 code for a protein of 74 amino acids.